AUGUCACAAUGCCGCUUCCUCCAUGUGUGCUCCUUCUGCGGCGGCGGACAUGCCAGGUCUGCAUGCCCGCAUAAUCCUACUUCCUUCAAGUCAGGUAAGCACCCCUCAACACCUAUCAAUAUCAUGGCACUGAAAGCUGCUCUCCGUCACCAUCCUGAUCCCGCUUUUGUCGAAUUUCUUAUUACCGGUUUCAAGGAAGGCUUCCACCCCGGUAUAUCAGUAGAACCAUCUGUUUCAUUUGAAUGUAAUAAUCUGCAAUCAGCCACCAACGACCCAAGCUUUGUCGAUCGCCUACUCUCUAAAGAGAUCGAGCAAGGCUUCAUGAUCGGCCCCUUCUCUCAACCUCCCUUCCCUACCUUUCGCAUCAGCCCCCUCGGUAUAGCUACCCGAAAAUACUCAGGCAAGCAGCGGAUCAUUAUCGAUCUCUCAGCUCCGCACGGCAGCAGCGUCCCUAGUCUUAACAGCCUCAUCCCUAGCGAAGAUUACUCACUUCAUUACGCUACAAUAAACCAUGCUAUCGCUCUCAUUAAACUUGCAGGCAAAAAUUCAUGGCGUUCAAAAGCCGACAUCACCAGUGCAUUCAAAGUCCUUCCCAUCCACCCUGAUUUCUGGCGGUUUUUCGGCGUUAAAUGGCGAGGUGCUUACUACUUUGCAGUGAGACUCACCUUCGGCUGCAAAAGUAGUCCCAAACUGUUCGACACGUUAUCAGAAGCCCUAUGCUGGAUACUAUGUAAUAAUCACGGCAUCCAAUUCCUCGUUCAUCUCUUAGAUGAUUUUCUGCUCAUCAGCCCACCCUCUUCUCCUCCCGCAUCUGGCAUAACCACACUGACCGCUGUGUUUGCCGAUCUUGGCGUCCCACUAUCGGCGGAGAAAACGGAGGGCCCUUCCACUUCACUCGAGUUCUUGGGCAUCACGCUCGACACUAACUCGUUCCAAGCGUCCCUCCCCAUCGAAAAGCUCAAACGUAUCUGUCUUCUCAUUUCUAACUUCCUCAUGGCCCCAUCUUGCACUAAACGACAAUUACUCUCACUCCUCGGCCACCUUAACUUCGCCCUACGCAUUAUCCCACAGGGUCGGGCAUUCAUUUCCCACCUUCUGUCUAUCGCCUCAUCAGUACCGUCGCUCCUGUCAUCCGUCUCACUAAACCCAUCUUGUCUCGCCGAGCUGCGCUUAUGGCUCCAUCUCCUCUCAAACUGGAACGGUAUUUCCUUUUUCUACGACGAUCAAUUAACCAAUUCUCUUGAUAUUCAGCUCUUUACCGAUGCCGCUCCCUCAGCCGGUUUUGGGGGUUUCUUUAAUGGUAGAUGGUUCGCUUCGUCAUGGCCCCCAGAGAUCACGAACAAUUGCGAGGUCGCUUCCUCUGCGCUCUUCGAAAUCUACCCAAUCGUAGCUGCCGCCGUCCUAUGGGGACACGAAUGGUCCACAAAAUCCAUCCUCAUACACUCUGAUAAUCUUUCAGUAGUCGACAUCAUCAAUAAAGGUCGUUCCAACUCUAAUUCAAUCAUGCCAUUCAUGCGUCGCCUCACCUGGCACUCUGUUACCCACCAAUACAUCCUCCGCGCUGCCCACAUCCCAGGCCACCAUAAUGCUAUUGCUGACUCUCUCUCUCGCUUCCUAUUUCAGAAGUUCAGAAACUUGGCUCCGAACGCCGACCCGAUGCCGACUCCAGUUCCUCCGUAUUCAGCGUUGACUUUCAACGUAUAAAUCCAUCUCUGGUACCCCUUAUCAUCGAAUCUCAAAAGCACAUCAUUAACAGUUUAUCACCCGCAACACUCUCCUCAUACUGGACAGCCUGGAAUAAUUUUCAUCAAUUUCAUAACCGACAUAACAUUAU
Scomber japonicus (chub mackerel) is the source of this 1834-nucleotide messenger RNA. RefSeq lists its product as uncharacterized. The record is from RefSeq and is a predicted model, not a curated record. Lineage: Eukaryota; Metazoa; Chordata; Actinopteri; Scombriformes; Scombridae. The transcript has a single exon. The coding region runs from base 1 to 1704 and encodes 567 amino acids.